Molecule: messenger RNA, 716 nt
Organism: Dromiciops gliroides (monito del monte)
Lineage: Eukaryota; Metazoa; Chordata; Mammalia; Microbiotheria; Microbiotheriidae
Gene: TMEM223
Product: transmembrane protein 223
Exons: 2
Coding region: 27-638 (203 amino acids)
Biological process (GO): nervous system development
Cellular component (GO): mitochondrion
Source: RefSeq, a predicted model, not a curated record
GUCCCGCCCCGAAGGCGGUGCGGGCCAUGGCGGGGGUGGCGGGGCGCGUGCGGCGCCUGGGGCCGCCCGGGGCCGCCUGGGCCCGAGCCGCGCUGCACGAGGCGGCCCCGGCGCGGGAUGUGCUGCUCUUCGAGCACGAGCGCGGCCGCUUCUUCGCCUUCCUGGGCCUCUUCUGCGCCGGCCAGGGCGUCUUCUGGACGUCGCUGGCCGCGGCCGCCUUAGCAGGGCCCGGGGGCGGGGUUCAGGGACCCGAGGCCGAGGGCGGCGUUCAAGGCCCUGGGCGCCGCCCCAGCCCCGGCUCGGCGCUCUGGCGCUACGGACUGGCGGCUGGCUGCGCCUCUGUGGGCUUGCUAGUGCUCUCGGCCGGGCUGCUCUUCUCCCGGCGCUCCGUGCGCUCCGUGCUGCUCCGGAAAGGGGGGCAGCAGGUGACGCUGACCACUCACGCCCCCUUUGGCCUGGGCGCCCAGCUCACCGUGCCCCUGCGCCAGGUGUCCUGCCUGGCCCACCGAGGGGAGGUGCCCGCUGUGCUGCCUCUCAAAGUCAAAGGCCACCGCUUCUAUUUCCUCUUGGAUAAAGCAGGAAACUUCCCCAACCUGAGGCUGUUCGACAUGACGGUGGGAGCCUACAGGAGCCUGUGAGCCCCGGGGAGCCUGCGAACCCCGGCCCCCUUUUCCCCUCUGGAGACCUCGUAACAAAUAAAGAGACGGGAAAGCCCA